Molecule: messenger RNA, 1340 nt
Organism: Prunus mume (Japanese apricot)
Lineage: Eukaryota; Viridiplantae; Streptophyta; Magnoliopsida; Rosales; Rosaceae
Product: NADPH-dependent aldehyde reductase 1, chloroplastic-like
Molecular function (GO): oxidoreductase activity
Source: RefSeq, a predicted model, not a curated record
UGCUUUCCCUUUUAGUUUCCUCAUUAUCAAGAGCCUUAGCAAGCAGAUCGUCAGCUUUUUCUUCCUUCUCUCCCAAAAUCCACCUCGGAAAUCACUGGAAUAUUAAACCACGCUCUCCGGCAACUUCUUUGAAAAGUCCCAUUUGAAGAGUUUUUGGAAGACCAAUGGCUUCUGGUGGCAAGCAGCAAUUCCCUCCUCAAAAACAAGGAACUCAGCCUGGGAAAGAACAUGUCAUGGACCCCAAUCCUCAGUUCAAAAACCCAGAUUACAAGCCCUCCAAUAAGCUCCAAGGGAAGGUGGCGCUAAUUACAGGAGGGGACUCUGGGAUUGGUCGAGCUGUGUGCUAUCUGUUUUCUCAAGAGGGUGCAACUGUGGCCUUCACAUAUGUGAAGGAGCAGGAGGACAAAGACGCAAAUGACACAAUCCAAAUGAUUAAAAAGGUGAAGACUUCUGAUGCCAAGGACCCCAAGGCCCUUGCAGCCGAUCUGGGUUAUGAUGAAAACUGCAAGAAGGUUGUUGAGGAGGUGACAAAAGCCUAUGGCCGCAUCGAUAUCCUCAUCAACAAUGCGGCCGAGCAGUACAAGGCGGGCUCUGUGGAAGAAAUUGAUGAGCCCCGUUUGGAGAGGUUUUUCAGAACCAACAUAUUUUCUCAUUUCUACAUGACCAGGCAUGCUUUGAAGCACAUGAAAGAAGGCAGCUCCAUAAUUUGCACAACAUCAGUGAAAGCCUACAAGGGACACGCCCAGCUGCUUGAGUAUACUUCCACCAAGGGAGCCAUUGUGGCAUUCAUUAGAGCACUUUCUCUUCAGCUGGUAAGCAAAGGCAUUCGUGUCAACGGUGUAGCUCCGGGACCCAUCUGGACACCGUUGAUUCCGGCAUCUUUUGAUGAGGAGAAGAUUACACAGUUUGGCUCCGAAGUGCCAAUGCAGCGAGCUGGACAGCCGUAUGAGGUUGCGCCGGCUUACAUCUUCCUUGCUGACAAUGCUUUCUCUUCUUAUUACACUGGCCAAGUUCUCCAUCCCAAUGGUGGGGCUGUAGUGAAUGCGUGAUGAGGUUUGUGGAGGAGUCUUUCGGCUGGUGGUUUUGGGUCUUUUGAGUCAUAAUGUGUUAGCUAGUUUCUGUUUCCUUGUAAGGGUAAGAGUUGUAUAUGUAGAGAAUGAUCAUGGAAUGGUCUGUACAUGUGCUUUCUGCUAAUAAAAUAUGAAAAGAGUUUUAGUUAUGUUGCUGGGUGUCUGUUUGACAUGUAAAAACAAUUCUAAGCUCUGCGGAGCAUAACAUUAACAAACAAUUCAAGUCCGGCCUCAAGGAAUUGCAUAUAUGUGCAAUGCAACGAUCUGGUU